GGGCCUCGCCCGACGCUCUUCAUCCCCGAGAGCUCCUUCGAGCUUCUGGUGAAGAGGCAGAUCAAGAGGCUGGAGGAGCCGAGCCUUCGCUGCGUGGAGCUGGUGCACGAGGAGCUUCAGAGGAUCAUCCAGCAUUGCUCCACUUACAGCACCCAGGAGCUGCUACGCUUUCCCAAGCUUCACGAGGCCAUCGUCGAGGUCGUGACCGGCGUUCUGAGGAAGAGGGUCCCCAUAACCAACGAGAUGGUUCACAACCUCGUGGCCAUUGAGCUGGCCUACAUCAACACCAAACACCCGGACUUCGUGGACAUGGUUCUCGUCUCGGCUUCCUGCAAUAACAACAAGAGCGACACCUGCCAAGCGAAUGAUUCUAGGUGCUGGAAGAGUGAGAAAGGGGGAGACGAAGCUGCCGCUGAGGAAAAGGAGAAGCCCAGGGCAUCUUUUCAGUUAUGUGUCUACCCUAGCACCAGCCAGACACGUGCCACCAACCUGUUAGAUGCACCCGUGCCGAUUGCUAGGAAACUGAGUCAGAGAGAACAACGUGACUGCGAGGUGAUCUGCAGACUGAUCCAGUCCUACUUUCUUAUUGUGCGGAAGAACAUCCAGGACAGUGUUCCCAAAACAGUCAUGCACUUCCUAGUGAACUAUGUCAAAGACCAUCUGCAGAGUGAACUGGUGGGACAGCUCUACAAGGCCCAGCUACUGGAGGGGCUGCUCACUGAGUCGGAAGACAUGGCCCAGCGGCGAACUGAGGCAGCUUCUAUGCUGGAGACCCUCCGGAGGGCCAACCAGACCAUCUCUGAAAUCCGAGAGAUUCAGCUGUGGAUGUCUUGGAAGCAAGUAGGGCAGGCAAUGGCGAGCAUCGGGCAAAAUCUAGCCUUAGGUGAAGGUGAGGGGAGUGCUGCCACCGUGGAGCAGGCCAAGCCCGAGGACUUCCUCAUCAUCUCCUCAGGACCAGAGCCAGGGGUCCUGGAGCACAAAAAGAGAGCGCGCUAAGAAUCUGCUGAGAGGGGCCAACAGCGUUCACCCAAUAAAAAUGACCA
Messenger RNA from Gracilinanus agilis (Agile Gracile Mouse Opossum), 1043 nucleotides. Its product is annotated as dynamin-1-like protein. NCBI's taxonomy places the organism in Eukaryota, Metazoa, Chordata, Mammalia, Didelphimorphia, Didelphidae. Gene Ontology annotation, biological process: mitochondrial fission. Gene Ontology annotation, cellular component: cytoplasm; microtubule; membrane. Gene Ontology annotation, molecular function: GTP binding; GTPase activity; microtubule binding. The transcript is spliced from 8 exons. The annotation marks the transcript as partial. The record is from RefSeq and is a predicted model, not a curated record.